Plutella xylostella (diamondback moth) is the source of this 1062-nucleotide messenger RNA. Lineage: Eukaryota; Metazoa; Arthropoda; Insecta; Lepidoptera; Plutellidae. The record is from RefSeq and is a predicted model, not a curated record.
AUGGAAGGGUGCACGACAUUCAGAUCUGGGGGUGAGCCUAAUGCUAACAGUACCCUAAAUGGAGAAUUUGAUAGAACACAUCAAAGUUUCAAAAAUGCCAUUUCUAGAUUAUCUAAGAACUGCACUAUGGAGUCUCCUCGGUCAAUCAAUGUUCCAACAUUAAAUAACACACCCAGGACUGAUCAUGAUGAAAGCCAUCUAUUAGAAAACUCAGAAGAUCAGAAUGGUGCCAUUGAGACAGAAAGCUCUCCUAGACAGGGUGAUAAUACUGAUAAUGAUGCUAUUACCAUAACGGAAAAUUCACCCCGGACUCAGGAUGUGGAAGAGCCAUCAGAACAUUCUCCAAGGUCAGAAACCAGACCAACAGUAGCAGAUAAUACAAACCACAGUCCACCCACACCUGAACAUCCCUUACAGCAUACAUCUUACCCAGACAGUACACACUCUGGGCAUGAUGAUGAUCCUGGUCUAAAUGUGGGGGACAUCAGCCAUUUACCAAGAACACCUCCCAAACCUGGCAAAUUUACUGUUCCACCCCUUGCACAAAGGCCUAGAAAGUCUGAAGAACUACAAACUGGUGGUGAAUUAGAUCAGUCCAUUACACUUUUAGAUAAUAAACCAACAGAUUUGUCAGAAGGAUUUUAUGGUAUGAUAGCUUUAAAAGAAAAUGAUGUGUGCUACACAAGUGGCACAAUAGAGUGGGUGGGCAGGAAAAGGAACUACCCACUCAACAGUGGGUUCAAGUUAAUAACUGACAAACCAGACCACGGCCAAGUCGAUGUGAAGAGGAUGCGUGGGUUAGACAAGACAUACAAUUAUGUGAAAGGGAAUAGGCCAGAUGACAAAGGAGUUGUGUGUGGGUGUGCAGAUGUGCUACCAACAGUGAAUGCUAUUGUUGAUCAUCUGAAUGCCUUGCACGAAGCUGUUGACCUUGUGGAUUUACGUCUCAGUAAUCUAGAAUCUAGAAUGAAUACUGACCAAGAAUAUUAAGGAUGGAUAAUAUUAUUUAAGUUAUGUAUGUGUAUGUAUGUGUAUUAUUAUUUAAUUUAUGUUUCAAAUAAA